AUGCUAAAUACGAGUGGUGAUACUAAUAAUCAUCAUCAAGAGGAUUCUAAUAUUGUGGCUGAGGAUGUGGAUGUAAUUCAUAUCGAAGUUGAAUCAAUGGAUGGAGAACAUGUAAAUAAUCAACAAUAUAAUCAUAAUACUUCAUCAAUUAUUGUUGGAACCAAUGUAAAUUUAGUAGAUGAAGAUGAGGACCAAGAUGUAAUAUUACAUCAACAGUCCAAACCUUCCACAACAACUACAUCCUUUUCUAAUAUUCAUCAUGAUAAUAAUUUACUUUCAUCAGUACCUACUACCAACAACUCUGCAGCAUCAAUAACAGUUGCUACUGAGAAUCCUACUUCCACAACAAUACCCAAUCACAUUAUCAAUCCAUCACCCAGAAUAACAUUUAACGACACUGUUGUCUCAAUUCCUUCUUCAUCAUUUGCAUAUAAAGAGGAAACGUACCAGUUUCCACCACGACAAGACAAUUUAUCAACAACUCCUCCAAGAAAGCAAUCAAGUGCGAAUCCACCCUCUGCUUCAUUGACUCCAUCGAAACAAUUAAACAGAGUGAGUUUAGACAAUAGUCAACUGCACAGAAUUAGUAGAAUUAUUACAGAUGAAGAAAAGAUUGCUUCACCAAACUUAAAUUUGGUAUCUUCUGUUGAGAAAACAUCAACUAAACAGCCUUCUACUAUUAUUAACACAAACAGUACAAAUAACAAUACCACCAACAAUCACAUUCCUAUUUAUCCUCCUGUAUUCAGAGUAGAUACAAAUACCGACGAAACUUCUACCUUUACCACAACAACAACCACUACAACAUCGAGAAGUGGUCAAUCAAAUUUCAAGUUUGAUGAUGAUCAAUUGCUUGAAGCUUGGAGAAAAUCCUAUAAUAGAAGAAACAGUAGAGUUGGAUCUAUUUACAACAGCAAGACUCAGGAUGAUAUGGCAUUAAUUUAUGGAAAUGAUCCUUCACUACUUUCCGAAAGAUGGAAGAGGAUUCCUUCUCGUUACUUUUCUAAAGAUGAAGAUGUGGAAGUUACUUCUCAAAUUGGUCGUCUCAAACAAAGCAAAAUUAUCGUUUCUUCUGACAAUAAGAAUAUUCAUGUCACAGAAAUUGAAGGAGUUUCUAAUUUGGAUAGCAAUGGAAAGGAGUCAAAGACACCUCUUCACAUGACAUCCAAGGAACUUGGAUUUAGCAGUAGUGAUGAGGAAGAUAGAGAAUUAAAAGCUGCAAAGAAAAAGACAUUUAGAAAAGGCAAUUCCAAGAAGACUUUGGAACUCCACGAGUCUCCACUUGUUGAAAAACGAAGUCCUUUGAAAAUCAAUACUACAGAUUCAGUUUUUGAAACUGGAAUUGUUCCACAACCAGUUGUUUAUUCCUCACCAAUGAGCUUACCAGGUUCAAGUAUCGAUUUACCAUCUGUAAUGGAGCCUCCAAAACGAAAACCAAGAUAUGUUAAUCACAUCAGAGAGGAAUCACUCUAUGUUGAAGAUGCUCAAGAAGCUGAGGAUGAUUUUGUGGUUAAGAAAACUGAUAUGGCCAUGAUUGAAAAUUCCAAAGAAAGGCCAAGACAAGUCGACUCGUACAAUGUCAAUGAUUAUUUGAGCAUGAAACCUGUAAAAGAUAUUGUUAAUAAGAAUAUUGUUAAACAAUUGCGAAAAGCAGAAGAAGAGGGAUUUAGUGAUGACGAGGACGAAUCUGUUGUCACAGCACCUCCAACAAUAACUGAAACUACCACCAAAACUGAAGAUUCUAAAAAGCAAUUUGAGAGAAUUUAUGUAAACAACCGAGAAGAAAACAAAAAUAAUAGAAAGUCAUGGCCUACAAACUAUGUCAGAACAACAAAGUAUACUUUGUUAACCUUUAUUCCAAAAAACCUUUUUGAACAAUUCAAAAAGGUUACCAAUAUUUAUUUUUUAAUAUCAGUUAUUGCAGUAUUACUUCCUGAUAUUUCUCCAGUAUCACCAGCUACCUCCAUUAUUCCACUUAUUGUAAUUGUAAUGAUUCAAAUGUUUAAGGACGCCAUUGAAGAUCUUCAACGUUAUAGACAAGACAGAAAAGCUAACAAUGAAAAGUGUAGAGUAAUUAGAGGUGGUCAGGUGGUUGAAAUUAGAGUCAAGGAUGUAGAAAUAGGAGAAAUUGUACUUGUAAGCAAGGAAGAAACAUUCCCUUCCGAUUUGUUGUGUAUACACUCCUCAAGAGAGGAUGAUAUGUGCUAUGUAGAGACGGCGAAUCUGGACGGCGAAACAAAUCUGAAAACGAGACGAUCUCUUAAAGCUGGAAAAUUCUUGCACGAUAUUCCAGAACAUACCAUUCACAAAAGUUUGAGUGAUUUGGAUGGUCAACUGAAGGUUGAACUUCCUAACAGCAACUUGGAUACUUUUGAAGGCAACAUCAAACUGAAAGCAAAAGUAGGGGAUCAAAAAUUAACUCAAAAGGAAGCUAUGACUAUGGAUAAUCUACUUCUCAGAGGAUGUGUGCUGAAGAACACAAAACAUAUUUAUGGUAUUGCUAUUUAUGUGGGUAAUCACACCAAGAUUUUAAAGAACUUGAAAGAGAACAAACAAAAGAGAAACGACUUGGACAUUACAUUGAACAAAAUUUUAGUAUUCCUUUUAAUCUUACAGCAAAUUAUUUGCGCUAUUGUGGCUGCAUUUUAUGGAUUAUUCCAAGAUAAUUAUCAAAUCAAAGCAUUCUAUUUAAGACCAGUUAGUUCCGCACCUGCUUCCUUUACAUCUGUCAUGUCCACAUGGGUUACUUGUUUCAUUUUGUUAAAUCUUAUGAUUCCAAUGUCAUUGGUUGUUGGUUUGGAAAUUAUUAAAACUUUCCAAUCCAAAAUGAUAGAGAGUGACAAGGAAAUGUGGCAUGGAGACUUUAAAGCAGAAGUCAAAUCAUCUAAUAUGAAUCAAGCUCUUUCUAAUUUGGAUGUGAUAUUUUCAGACAAGACAGGUACUCUCACUCAAAAUGAAAUGAAAUACUCUGAUUCAUGGGUUGGUGGGUUGUACUACUCGGAAAUACGUAAUCCAGGUUUAAUGAAGAAUUACAUGACUGAACACAAACCAAGCUUGGAAGAGCCACCUGUAUCUGAUACAGCUGGUUACCAUGCCUACCUUUUGAGAGAGUUCCUCUUAUGUCUAGCAUUGAAUAACAAUGUCAUUCCUGAACGUGAUCCAAAGAACCCAGAGCGUAUUGUUUAUGAUGGACCUUCUUCAGAUGAAAUAGCUCUAUUAGAAGCAGCCAGAAAUAAUGGAUUUGUGUUGUUACAAAGAACAAACGCAGGUGUUCUAAUUGAUGAGAUGGGAGAAAAGAAGUUUUAUGACAUUGUUGCAACCAUUGAAUUUACAUCAGACAGAAAGAGAAUGUGUGUAAUUGUUAAAAGCCCAGAAGGAAGAUAUAUUUGUUAUGUAAAAGGGGCUGAUAGCGUCAUGAUCAAAAGAUGUAGAGCUAGAAAGCAUUAUGUCACCGACUUGAAACUUGCUCUUGAAACAUUUUCAAUUAAGGGUUUGAGAACUCUUGUAUGUGCUAGAAAGGAAAUUUCAGAAGAAGAAUUUCAAGUAUGGAUUGAAGCAUAUACAAAGGCAACCCUCUCAACAAAGAAUAGAGAAAAGCUUUUAAUUCACAGUGCUGCUGAUAUGGAAAUUGAUUUACAAUUAAUUGGAUGUACAGCCAUUGAGGACAAGCUUCAAGAAAAUGCAGUAGAGACUAUUACCUAUUUAUCCAAAGCCGGCUUUCAAAUUUGGGUCUUAACAGGAGACAAGACAGAGACUGCCAUCAAUGUUGCCUACUCUACAAAUAUCUUACACAAAGAUGAAACAAUAGAAAUAAGAAUACGAGACUCUUGCAAUACUAAACAUGUCAAAAAGAAGAUGAAAGUUGCUUUAGAAUUUCUUGAGCGUCACAAGAACAAACACUUUGAGUAUGGAUUAGUGAUUGAUUCUAAAUCAUUGGAUUUUGCUCUGGAAAAGUAUGAAAAACAAUUCCUAAAGAUUGUUCAACAUAUUAGUUGUGCAGUUUGUUCCAGAUUAAAGCCACUCCAAAAGGCAAGAAUAGUCAAGCUCAUUGAAUCCAAAUUGAAAAAGAAAGCUCUUGCUGUUGGAGACGGUGUAAAUGACGUGGCAAUGAUUCAAGCAGCAACUGUAGGUGUAGGUAUCAAAGGAAAAGAAGGUUCUCAGGCCUCUCGUUCUGCUGACUAUGCUCUCCCUAGAUUUAAGAAUUUAGUCAGAUUGAUUGCUCUUCAUGGAAGAUAUUGCUGUGUUAGAAAUGCUGACUUUUUACUCUUCAACUUUUACAAGAAUGUCAUGAUUGUGGUUCCUCAGAUACUUUACUGUAUUUAUACAGGAUUUACAUGCACAAUAUUUUUUGAAUCAUGGCUUCUUACAAUGUUCAAUACUAUCUACUGUUUCUUCCAACCAAUUGUUUCAGGAGUAUUUGAGAAGGAUUUACCAGAGGAAGUUAUUUUACAACAUCCAGAAAUUUACUCUACUUUGAAAAAGAGUGGAACUCAUGGUAAUUUAUUCAAUAUCAGAAGCUUACUUUUCUGGACAUUGGAUGCCACCUAUCAUUCUUUGAUUGUUUUCUUUGGAGUUUUAAUUUGUUAUGGAUAUGAAGAUAUUUUGGAGAAUGGACCAUCAGAUGUUUUCCACUUUGGAACAGUUGUUCUCACAACAACAGUAACUAUUAUUACUUUCAAAUUUGCUCUGUCAGUCAAAUCGUGGAGCCUUCCAAUCAUUUUAUCGAUUUGGGGUAGUUACUUGAGCUAUUUUGUAUUUGUGGUAAUUUAUACUCCAAUUCCAGUAUUUUUCGGAAAGGGAACUUUCCACUUUGUGUAUUAUCAUACCUUCAUGAGUGUAAAGGCCAUUCUCGUGACAAUGUUGCUAAGUGUGGUUGCCUUACUUCCUGAUCUGCUUAUCAAAUUUAUUAGAUUUGGAUUCUUCCCUCACGAUUAUCAAAAAUUACUCAUCGAAUACAAACAUGAGCAAAAGUUAAAAAAGAAGCAAAAGCCAGCAAUUGAACCUUGCGAAAAUAAAUAGAUUUUUUGAUUU
Molecule: messenger RNA, 5031 nt
Organism: Naegleria gruberi
Lineage: Eukaryota; Heterolobosea; Eutetramitea; Acrasida; Naegleriidae
Product: MgtA domain/ATPase domain-containing protein
Exons: 1
Coding region: 1-5019 (1672 amino acids)
Biological process (GO): phospholipid translocation
Cellular component (GO): plasma membrane
Molecular function (GO): ATPase-coupled intramembrane lipid carrier activity; magnesium ion binding; ATP binding
Source: RefSeq, a predicted model, not a curated record